CCGGGCCUCCUGGCCCCUGUCCUCCCUGGGGUCGGGGAGCCCCUGCCUUGGGUGCUGAGCGACGAGUGUUAACUGUCUCUCCCUCUGAGACACAGAACCAAAUCUACCCUCACUCCACCAGGCGCCACAGGGCUGAGGUGCAGGUCGGAACAGUCCUAGGAGGGGAGGGCCUCAGUUCUAGAUUUGGGAGGUUGUCUAGGGACCUGGGGGACUGCUCUCAGGUUCUACGUCAGGACUCUGGGAUUUCUCAGAGGUGAGGUCCUUAGUUCUAGGUCUGGGGUCUACAUGGGAGGGAGUAGUUGCUCUUAGGUUCUAGGUCUCUACCAUCCUGCAGAUUGGGGAUAUUGGAUUCUAAGUUCUAGUGCUAGGCCCUAGAGUUCUUCAGGGUUCUUGAAUUUUAGGACUAUUCUGAGCUAUGUGGGGUGGAUGGGUUCUAGGUCAGUGUUUCUGAGUUCUAGAGGAACUCUGCAGGUCCGGUUUCUAAGUGUUUGUAGUUGAGUUAGUUUCCCCCAGAUUCUGGGGACAACUCAUAGUUUCUGGGUCUAAGUUCUAGAUCCUGACAGGGACUGGAUAGAUAGGAGUGGUCUUGGUUCUAAGCCCCCUUUGGGAGCCUUUGGCAUCAUAGGGGGCAGACGGGCAUAGGAGAAGGAGCUGAGUUGGAAGCCACAGGACCUGGGUCAGCCUCUUGGCUCUCUGCUUUUUACCAGCUAACACACGGAGGGUCUGGACUCAGUGAUCUCUGAGGCUGUGCCUGCCUAGGGCUGGUGGGAGAUGGGGUCCUCGGUGUGAGUCCUCCACAGCUCUUCCCCUGCUCCCUGGCCCCUGCUCUAAGGGAGGACCUGUGCUUUGGGCCUCUGGCUGUGUCCCCCCUCAGCCCCUGGUCAUAGGAUGGAGGCUGAGAAAGGUACUCCAAAGGCAGUGCACAGCUUAAAGGUGAUGUACAGUGAGGCCGAUCGGGCCUGGAGCCGUGAGAUGGAGUACAUCAUGGCACAGGUGGGCUUCGGUGUGGGAUUGGGCGCCGUCUGGAGGUUUCUUUCUUUGUGCCACCAGAAUGGAGGCGAAACCUUCCUUCUACUCUAUGUGCUGCUGCUUUUCACCCUGGGCAUCCCCUUGGUGUUCAUGGAGAUGGCUUUGGGGCAGAAGGCGCCCUUCGGAGUCUGGACGCAGCUCCACCCCCGGUUGUGGGGCGUGGGCCUGGCCUGCAGCCCAGUAUGUUUCUUUUAUAACAUGUUCAUUGCGUGGAGUAUCUUCAGCCUCAGCAACUCCUUCCAGUACCCACUGCCCUGGAACCAGUGCCCAGUGUGGAAGAACACUAGCAUCCCUGAUCCCGAGUGUGCCCGCACCACGCCAUCCAUUUAUUUCUGGUACUCGCAGACCGUGGAAGUCACAAGCAGCGUGGAGAAGAGCGGGGGCAUCGUCUCGAGCCUCUCCAUCUGCCUCUUGGUGGUUUGGAUCUUAAUCAUAUUCAUCUCAAUACGGGGCGUGAAGACAAAAGGGAAGAUGCUGUACUUCUCCAUGAUGAUCUCCUACGCCAUCCUGUCCUGCUUCCUCAUCCAAAGCUACCUGCUGCAAGGUUCCAUUUACGGGCUGCGUCGCUUGGUGACCACCAAGAUAAUCAGCCAUCGUCUCUCCGUCUCUCCGCUGCUGUGGAAGCAAGCGGGAACGCAGGUGUUCUACAACAUGGGCCUGGGCUUUGGCAACAGCAUCAUCUUGUCCUCGUAUGUAAAGAGUAAGAGCUGUGCCCAGGACGUGUUCAUCGUGGCAUUCUUCAACCUGGCCUUUUGUCUCAUGGCCGCUCAGGUGGUGUUCAAUGUGCUGGGUUUCCAGGCCACCCUCUACACCCGUGAUGGCUCAACCAGGAGCUCUUGGGAGCUGCUGCAGCUGAUCGAAGCGGGGAGGCUGCCCCGAGAGGCAAUUCCCCCCCGCGAGCUGUUGAAGAAGUCAGUCAAAGGGUACACCAUGUGGUUAAAUAAGCUUGACAGCGAUCUGAGGAAGAAGGUUCUGGAGCACGGGCCCAACUGCCACUUGGAGGAGCAGUUCAUGCAUAAGACCCCGGGCCUGGUCUUCAUGGCCUUCACUGAAGCAAUAACCAAGUUCCCAGGUUCUCCCUUCUGGUCUGUCGUCUUCUUCCUGACGCCAAUCCAGCUGGGGCUGAGCACUUCACUGGGGCUGCUGCAGGGUGUCCUGAUUCCGCUGCAGCACAGCGUCCCCCGCCUUCAAAAUUCCUCUUUGAUCAUCUCGGUGACCAUUGGCUGCCCGGGCUUCCUGUGUGGCCUCCCCUUCACUCAGUGCUCCGGUCUCUACUUCCUGACUGUGUCCGCUGAUUUUGCCAUCGGUCUGCCUCUGUGCAUCGUGGGCCUCCUGGAGAACGUUGGCAUGGCCUGGAUCUAUGGGGCUAAGAGAUUCAUAAAUGAAGCGUGGGCCACGCGGGGGUUCAGCGUCUCACUCGGGCAUGAGUACCUGCUGUGCUGCAUCGCCUUGCUGAUUUUACUGAUCCUUCUCAUGUGCAACCUGUGGGAGAUGAUUCUGGCAUAGCCCAUCUAUGGAGCCUGGGACAGCAGCACUGCCACAGAGUCGCCGCUUCCCUACCCGCUGUGGGCUGUGAUGCUGGGGAUUAGCCUCAUCUUGCUGUCCCUCCUGCCCAUCCUGAUGGGUCUGUUAAAGUGCCCAAAGGAGCCGGUCAUAUUGCCACAGCCUCAGGAUUCCUCUCCCCAGCUUCUGCUGACUUCCUCCCCGACCUUGUCCCUGACCUCGUCCCAGGAUCAGCAAGCAGCCUCCUCCAGGAAGACCUCAAGGCUUUCUGAGGCCCAGGCUGCAGAGGCCAAAGAGGAGGCCAGCGGGCCGGUGGGACAGCGCAGCCUCUUAGCCCCCUCAAAAUCCAUGGGAACAGCUGUUGGGCAUGCUAAGAGAAGGGACUCCAGGUCAGAAGCUCUGCCAGGCACUCCCUCCCCUUCCUCAUGGGGCUAGAGAAUCCUCACGAUGGUCACCAGCAGCCCCUACCUACACAAGAGCCUCUAUCCGACUAGGGGUCCUCUAGCCUCUUUCUCAAGCCCUCCAGUGAGUGGGUACCCCCAUCUACCUCUU
Molecule: messenger RNA, 3084 nt
Organism: Vombatus ursinus (common wombat)
Lineage: Eukaryota; Metazoa; Chordata; Mammalia; Diprotodontia; Vombatidae
Gene: SLC6A16
Product: solute carrier family 6 member 16
Biological process (GO): sodium ion transmembrane transport
Cellular component (GO): membrane
Source: RefSeq, a predicted model, not a curated record